Molecule: messenger RNA, 924 nt
Organism: Aspergillus affinis
Lineage: Eukaryota; Fungi; Ascomycota; Eurotiomycetes; Eurotiales; Aspergillaceae
Product: putative short chain dehydrogenase/reductase
Exons: 5
Coding region: 1-924 (307 amino acids)
Molecular function (GO): oxidoreductase activity
Source: RefSeq, a predicted model, not a curated record
AUGGCCGGCUUCCGCUAUAAAAAUCCUGUCGAUUGCAACGUGGACUUUGAUGCCUCAAGUGUGAAAGGCAAGACUGCCAUUGUCACUGGUGGCGCAAAUGGAAUUGGAGAGGCAUAUGUACGAGCUCUCGUUGCAGCAGGAUCGACAGUGGUAAUCGGCGAUCGUGAUGUUGAAAGAGGGAAAAUGCUCGAAGAAGAGUUGACAGGAGUGAAGUUCAUCGCAUGCGAUACCACAAUCUGGGAAGACCAAGUCCAGCUAUUCCGAACCGCAGCUUCGUUCUCCCCGACUGGCAAGAUCUCCUACGUCGUCGCAAAUGCUGGCAUUCAUCGCAAGGACGAAGUCUUCGCAUAUGACGGCGAUGAUAAAUUGCCCCAGAAGCCUGACCUCGCCACCAUUGACGUGAAUCUCAUCGGGACCCUAUAUACGGCGAAGCUUGCGUCGCAUUAUUUCAUUAAACAGAACGGACAACAGCAGUCCACGACACAGGAAGACACCUGUUUGAUCUUGAUAGGAUCCGGGGCGGCCUUUUUGGACUGUCCUCGAGGUCCUCAGUAUUGCGCUACGAAAUGGGCUAUGCGAGGUAUCAUGCAUUCUUUGCGGAGGACGGCUUUCUAUUACGGAAGUCGUGUGAAUGUCAUUUCGCCAUGGUAUAUCAAGACGAAUAUCCUCUCUGAUGAGGCGUUUGCGCACGUCACGAGUGUAGGUGUUGAAUUCGCGGAAGCCUCUGAGGCUGGAGAAUGUCUAUUGAGGAUCCUCAGCGAUAGUACGAUCAACGGUCGCUCCUUCUUUGUUUCUGGCAAGAAAUGGUCAUCGAGGGGAUAUCUUGAUCUAGAUUUUGAUGAUUAUGAGGAGGGUUCGUUGAUUGAGGAAAUUCAAAAGGAUCAGGUCAAGUCGGCUCCUGUUGAACUGGGGCUGUUUGUUUAA